Molecule: messenger RNA, 1225 nt
Organism: Saccoglossus kowalevskii
Lineage: Eukaryota; Metazoa; Hemichordata; Enteropneusta; Harrimaniidae
Product: neuronal acetylcholine receptor subunit alpha-10-like
Biological process (GO): monoatomic ion transmembrane transport
Cellular component (GO): postsynaptic membrane
Molecular function (GO): acetylcholine-gated monoatomic cation-selective channel activity; transmembrane signaling receptor activity
Source: RefSeq, a predicted model, not a curated record
AAACACAACGGUCUAUUUAUUUUAACAGUUCAGGCCAAUGGCAAUGUUCUAUGUUAUGGGGUUGUUCCUAAUUUUUAAUUCUGAUUUGUGUUUCGGGUCAAGCUUAUAUAGAAACAAUCAGGAUAAUCUUAUAAAUGACCUACUAAACAACUAUUUGAUAUUCAUACGACCUGCAUUGAAUAUGACCACUGCAACCGUUAUAACUCAUCGAAUCACUCCGAUACAAAUUAUUAAUGUUGAUGAACCGAAUCAGAUUCUAACAGUAAAGGUAUGGGUGGGGCUGAGAUGGGUAGAUGAAUGUCUGCGCUGGAAUGCAUCACACUAUGGAGGCCUUAACAGUAUAAGCAUACCAAGUAUUGAUAUAUGGCAACCUGAUAUAACAUUGUUUGGAAGUAUUGACAAGGAAUUUGAUAGACGCCUAUACACAGAUGUCCAAGUCAGCUCAGACGGAAGUGUGUACGCACCUCAACCAAUGGUUUACAAAGCAUCAUGCCCGAUAGACGCCACCUAUUUUCCGUUUGAUCAGCAGGAGUGCGUCCUGGAAUUUGGAUCAUGGAGCUACGAUGGGUCGGUAAUAGACCUUGAAAUUAAUCCCGCAUCCGGGUCCUUGAGUAAUUACAUACCCAAUGGUGAAUGGAAUCUUAUGGGAGUGUCGGUCAUAAAGCACGCGGUGUACUACACUUGCUGCCCACAACCCUAUCCUCAUAUUACGUACACUUUUGUCAUGCAACGUCGGCCUUUGUUUUAUAUAUUCACCAUACUCAUGCCAGUUACUCUCAUGUUUUUUUUCAUUCUCGUCGGAUUCUACCUGCCUACGCAAUGCCGAGAGAGAAUGACUAUAUUUGUCACUGGUAUGCUGGCAGCAAUAAUGUUUCUGUCCCUAGCAACUAAAUAUCUACCUUCUACGUCUGAUUCCAUGUCUUAUAUGCAAAAAUACAUGUUGACUACUAUCGGACUGUCGGCAUUAUCUUCAGUUCUUACUGGAUUUUCCGUAAAUUUACAUUAUCAGACAUGCGACGCUGCACCAGUUCCAGGAUGGCUACGAACUUUUGUAUUUAAAUAUCUGGCUGUUAUAGUUUUGAUGCCUGGUACUGCAAAUAAAUAUUUGAAUGUGACAGACUAUUCGAAACACGUCGAAGUCAGUUUCACGCUAUGUUGUAUCGACCGUGCAAUAAUAAUACCACCAAUACCACCCAAUAGAUCUACUAAGAAUGACCAUACUUGA